This is a messenger RNA of Alosa alosa (allis shad), 1390 nucleotides long. RefSeq names its product histone-lysine N-methyltransferase 2D-like. Lineage: Eukaryota; Metazoa; Chordata; Actinopteri; Clupeiformes; Clupeidae. The coding region runs from base 77 to 1384 and encodes 435 amino acids. The transcript is spliced from 6 exons. The record is from RefSeq and is a predicted model, not a curated record.
CCUUUUACAUCUAAAAUAACUUUUAAAUCCCCCCCCCCCCACCCCCCACCCCAACCCUAACUACAAACUCGAUGCCAUGUUGAAGGCCAUCAAGAACUGUGAGAUGCCUAAGGAAACCUGGACAAGUUAUGACAUCAGGGUUCUUUACAAAGCAAAUAGCUUUAGUGAGGCAAGGUUGAAACUUCGCUGGGCAGAAGAUGACACAGACCUCCAGUCAGAAGCAGAGGAGGGGAGGCCAGAAAAAAGAAAAACCAGAACAUCUGGAGGGCCGCAUGAAACCUGCUGGCGGGCCCGAUCUGGCCCCUGGGCCUUAUGUUUGACACACCUGGUCUUCAUUAUGUUUGUCUCUAAACUAAGGCCAAAACAGCGCUUCCUCUCGAGUCAGGAGGAGUCUGACGAGGAGCCUGUGAAGCGCAAACCAGUCCUCCCUAAGGCGCCUUCCAUUCCACCUCUGCCGUCAGUGUUGCGUGAGGCCAUUUCCUCAUCAGAAAUAUCUCCGCCUAGUCAACUUGACUCUCUGCAGCCGUUUCACGCCCUUGGACCUCCUGAGCCAUCAUACAAUCUUGCCUCUCAAUCGUCUCGCCAGCAUGGAACUCCUGAGCCAUCCGACCAUCUUGCCUCUCAAUCGUCUCGCCACCAUGGAACUCCUGAGCCAUCCUACCAUCUUGCCCCUCAAUCGUCUCGCCACCAUGGAACUCCUGAGCCAAUCGACCAUCUUGCCCCUCAAUCGUCUCGCCACCAUGGAACUCCUGAGCCAUCCGACCAUCUUGCCUCUCAAUUGUCUCGCCACCAUGGAACUCCUGAGCCAUCCUACCAUCUUGCCUCUCAAUCGUCUCGCCACCAUGGAACUCCUGAGCCAUCCUACCAUCUUGCCUCUCUGCAGCCGUCUCGCGCCUUUGGAACUUCUGAGCCAUCCUACCAUCUUGCCCCUCUAUCGUCUCGCCAGCAUGGAACUCCUGAGCCAUCCUACCAUCUUGCCCCUCAAUCGUCUCGCCAGCAUGGAACUCCUGAGCCAUCCUACCAUCUUGCCCCUCAAUCGUCUCGCCAGCAUGGAACUCCUGAGCCAUUCCAUCUUGCCUCUCAUGCUGCUUCUGAGAUGGACCUGCCCUCUGUUGCAGCAUUACUCCGAGAGAUCAUUGCCAAGCAGGAGGUGAUGUGUGAUAUGCAGAGAAAUCUGCUGCGGAUUGUUCAGGAUCUCUCUUCUACACCUACACCACAUGGACACCACAUGGACAGAAGUUUCCUGCCCUUGAGGGAUGCUGAGGCUCUUUUGGCGCUGGACCGCGACAUUAAGACCAAGCCAGAGAAGAGAAAGGACUUGGUACCUGUCCCCUUACUUUGCUCAGAUGACCAACCUCCAAGAGAAGUAUCCUUCUGUGUAUGAGGCCUU